AUGUCAAGUCGAUCUGUUUCUCCGCCAAUGUUGGGCGAGAUCAAAACGGGAACUCCAUUAGAUGUAACAUUGGACAAUUCGCUACUUGAAUCGGUGCCUACUACUGCCGUCACUGAACCAGUAACCAUUGAUGUUCCUGCCGACAAUCUAGUACAACUCACUCCACCCGAAGUAAACAACAGCAAUCCAGCUAUGGAUAUUGAUCCAUCAGAAUCAGAUGUAGAAGAAGAAGAUCCAAUAGACAAGAUGAGAUCAAUGGAAAUUCUUCCUGAUUUGUUCAAUUUGAUCCAUGAUGUUAUCCAGGGAAAGAUCCAACCCAAAGAUUUUCAUAAUAAUGCUGGUAGUUUACGAUUGAAAUUGAAUACGUUGAAACAAUACAUGCAGGAAGUGGAAGGGAUUGGUGAAACUUUACAGAGCACUCAAGCAAAAAUUGAACUGUUAAGGGAGAAUAAUGAAAAAAAGAGAGCAUUGUUGGAG
Spathaspora passalidarum NRRL Y-27907 is the source of this 477-nucleotide messenger RNA. RefSeq names its product Med9p (gene MED9). NCBI's taxonomy places the organism in Eukaryota, Fungi, Ascomycota, Pichiomycetes, Serinales, Debaryomycetaceae. The record is from RefSeq and is a predicted model, not a curated record. Gene Ontology annotation, molecular function: transcription coregulator activity. Gene Ontology annotation, biological process: regulation of transcription by RNA polymerase II. The transcript has a single exon. Gene Ontology annotation, cellular component: mediator complex. The annotation marks the transcript as partial.